This is a messenger RNA of Chionomys nivalis (European snow vole), 4110 nucleotides long. It is a transcript of the gene Rassf5, whose product is annotated as Ras association domain family member 5. The record is from RefSeq and is a predicted model, not a curated record. Gene Ontology annotation, biological process: signal transduction. The transcript is spliced from 6 exons. Gene Ontology annotation, cellular component: nucleus. Bases 164 to 1405 code for a protein of 413 amino acids. NCBI's taxonomy places the organism in Eukaryota, Metazoa, Chordata, Mammalia, Rodentia, Cricetidae.
CACGCGGCUCGGGCCCGCAGUCACGCGUGUUGCCCUUCCGGCCUCUCCGAGGGCCCCGCCCCGCCCCGCCCGCGGGUUGCGGGCCCUUUAAAGGCGCGCGCGGUCGGAGCCGCCCCUUCUGUCGGCCAAGCUCCGGAGCGGCGGCCGCCGGCGGGCCUUGACCAUGGCGUCCCCUGCCAUCGGACAGCGUCCCUACCCGCUUCUCCUAGACCCCGAGCCGCCGCGGUAUCUGCAGAGCCUGGGUGGCACCGAGCCGCCGCCGCCCGCCCGGCCGCGCCGCUGCAUCCCCGCGACCCUGGUCCCCGCGUCCGGGGCGUCAGAGGGGCGCAGCGGCCGGAGGGCUGCCCGGGGAGACCCCGAGCCCACGCCCCGGGACUGCCGACCCGCUCGCCCUGUCCGGCCCGGUCUGCAGCAGAGACUGCGGCGGCGGCCUGGCUCGCAACGACCCCGCGACGUGCGGAGCAUCUUCGAGCAGCCACAGGAUCCUCGCGUCCUGACCGAGAGAGGCGAGGGGCACCGUUUCGCUGAACUGGCACUGCGGGGCGGCCCGGGCUGGUGUGACCUGUGCGGACGAGAGGUGCUGCGGCAGGCGCUGCGCUGCGCUAACUGUAAAUUCACCUGCCACCCAGAGUGCCGCAGCCUGAUCCAGCUGGACUGCAGACAGAAGGAGGACCCUGCCCUGGAUCGACGCUCUCCAGAAAGCACCCUUACCCCUCCCUUCAGCCAGAAUGUCUGUAAGGCAGUGGAGGAGACACAGCACCCGCCCACGCUCCAGGAGAUCAAGCAGAAGAUUGACAGCUAUAACAGCCGGGAGAAGCACUGCCUGGGCAUGAAGCUGAGUGAAGAUGGCACCUACACAGGCUUCAUCAAAGUGCAUUUGAAACUCCGACGCCCCGUGACGGUACCUGCUGGGAUCCGACCCCAGUCUAUCUACGACGCCAUUAAGGAAGUGAACCCUGCAGCCACCACAGACAAGCGGACGUCCUUCUACCUGCCGCUCGAUGCCAUCAAGCAGCUACACAUCAGCAGCACCACCACCGUCAGCGAGGUCAUCCAGGGGCUGCUCAAGAAAUUCAUGGUUGUGGACAACCCGCAGAAGUUUGCGCUUUUUAAGCGGAUACACAAAGAUGGACAAGUGCUCUUCCAGAAACUCUCCAUUGCUGACUGCCCUCUCCACCUGCGUCUGCUCGCUGGGCCUGACACUGAUGUCCUCAGCUUUGUGCUAAAGGAGAACGAAACCGGAGAGGUAGAGUGGGAUGCCUUUUCCAUUCCUGAGCUCCAGAACUUCUUAACUAUCCUGGAAAAAGAGGAGCAGGACAAAAUCCAGCAAGUGCAGAAGAAGUACAACAAGUUCCGACAGAAACUGGAGGAGGCGCUACGGGAGUCCCAGGGGAAGCCUGGGUAGCCGCCGCCUCCUGUCCUCAGUGCCCUCUCAUUUAUUUUAUUAUUUUGCAACAGACAUUUAUUCUCCAGACACCUCUGGGUCCACCUGUGCCUGCCCAGCAGUUGACAGAUGCGGCACAAAGUCUCUUCCACAAAGUGUCUGUACAGGGUUCAAGUCCUGCCAACCCACGGCGCCAUGACUCUGCAGAGACUCCACCUGGAUCAGAACGAACAAUUUUUACCCCGCCCAACCUGCCGGCCUUCCACAAACCAAAUCGUUGCCUCUCUGGUCAAACUCCAAUCAAUCACAGCAGCCGGCAAAAGGGAAGAAAGGUUUUAGAGCGCUGUGCUCUUUCUCUGGAUUCAAUCCUUCAUUCAGUUCCUCUUCUUUGCCACCUACAGUAUCUUUAUUUAUGGGUCAAAUGUGCUGUCUUCGUUUAGCUAAGUCCUUGAAAGCAGGGAAAUGCUCACGGAAGGACUGUCCUCCUCGCCUCCAGGUGCCUCCCCUUCACUAGGACUAGAUUUCCAGAUGCUACAGCCUGCCCAGGCCUGUCUCUGUCACCCCCAGGCUGUGCACAUGCAAACCCAAAGGCAUAUAUGUACAUCUGUGUGGUAUUUCAGCAUGUCUCUGUCCGAUGUUUGUUAUGUUAAGUCCUGAGUUUAAUGUUGUCAUCCUCAUGGAUUUCUACCAAAGGGAAACCAGACACUUCACACUUUUAGUUUCCUGCUGAGUCGCCAGAAAGAACGCAGAGAAGCUCAUGCAAGCUGUCUACAGCCCGCCUACAGCUAGGACCUCUUGUCUACUCCUCAGCCUCCCGCUCUGCCUCCGUCCUCUCCAGCUGCUGUCCGAGGAGCAGCCUCGAUUACUUACAGUGGCUGGGAACUUUCUGUUGCAAGGCUUGGUCUGCUUGCAGCACGGCGUCCAGCCAGCCUGUGGGCCUGACCUCCCUGGUGACUUCAGUGCCUUUUUGUUUUCAGAGAGAAGAGCAGGGCAUGUUUGCUGCAAGCUCUGCUGCUGGCCUGCCCAGGGCAGGAAGUGGACCAUGGCGGUGUAGAAAUGAGGGCAGGGCAGUCCUCGAUGCACAGGUGAUGACCACUCUGCCAUCAAGCUUCCUGAUCAGGCUCUGACUCCGAAGAUGUGAUCUUGUUAAACCACACUGGCAGCAUCAGAUUCUGACUCCAGCUCACUGACGAGUUCAAACUGAAAACAGCAGUCAGAACCGCAAAGACCCUCACUCAAGACAGAGGGAGAAAAACUUGUCCCUUUCAAAGAAGGCCGGGGUUCCAAUCCGGCCUCCGGAGGAGACCGCUUUCUUGUUACCCUGCCUUUCCACACCCCUCGGGUUGUUUAAGCCCAAGCUUCUCCGUGUAGCCGCAAAGUCCCCUCCCUAGCUCAGGCUAGUCCCUGCCACUCCUGUCCCAGAGGAAUGCUGGGUCCUUGUCAUUCAGUCUUCAGAGCUGACAAAGCAACGCGAGCUAGCAACUCUGUGAGGCUGUGCAUGCCAUCAGCCCUGGCCGUCUGCCAUCUCGUGUGCAGCCUUAUCUCUUCCCUCCCCACUGUGUAUUACAGGGACAGACGGAAAGUCAUUCCCUUCAUCCUGCAUGUCUGUAGCAUAGGAGAAGGCAUGGCUCCUGCUGCAAACACUGUGAAUGCUGCUGAGACCCUCCCCCCAUGGAUGCUAUUUUAUUUUUGAGAAGAAAAAAGGUCAUGUAUAUAUAUAUAUAUAUAUACAAAUAUGUGUGUAUAUACACAUAGAGGCAUAGAGCUAUAUAUAAAGGUGUUUAUUCAGAAAAUUAUAGUAAAAUUGAGACUUUAAGCACAGUUGGACUCAGGACCUCUUCUGAGGUUGAGCCCCUGGGAAGGGUUAGGUCCCUUCAGCCCCAGAGCUGGGUGUAACUGCUGGUAGUGCCUUCUAUGGUUGUAUUGCUCCGUGGGUGUUUGUUUUGAGAACAUUUUCCUUCUAAAUGUUUUUUCUUAUAUAUGUUUUUUAAUGAGUAAUAAAGGCUUACUGCGAGAACAGUUCACAAUGGAGGCAUCCUCAUUGAACUUCCUCCUAUGGGAACUGAGCUGGAGCGAGGGGCCUGCAGCAACAGGAGGUGCAUUUCUUGGCAGAGCCAAGCUUUCUUCUGUAGUAAGAUUGGGAUUAAAGGCUGCCACCCAAAUGCUUCUGAGGACACUCUACACAUACAGGGUACUGCCUGUUCUCCAUCUCCUAUCUCCCUAGCUGGGGACGGGAGAGGACUUAGAGCCAAGCACAUGCUGAGUUAGAAAAGAGCGGGGCUUUCUGGCUACAAAGGUAACCAGCAGCUCUGUCCUGGAAUUAUUGGACAAUAAGACGUUAAUGUGCCAUGGACAAUUUCAGCCACGAGAGGGCCGAGCUGGCACCAAGCAGCCCUCAUUUUGGCACCCUCUGAUUUCCAGCAAAGAUGCAUCUUUGAAUUCAUAGAAAAAGUCACAUAAGUUAACUAGAGAAAUCACUGCCUACCUUCUGGGGUUGUUGCAAGUUUUCUUCUGACUUCUACAUGUGUGCUGUGGCAUGUGCACCUACACAUGUACACAUAGAUUUUUGUACGUGAGACACAUAUACACAUAGUUUUUUGUGCGUGAGACACAUGUACACAUAGAUUUUUGUGCAUGAGACGGGGUCCCACAAAUGUACACAUACAUUUUUGUGCGUGAGCCCCUGGCUAUCCUGGAACUUACUAUGUAGACCAGGCUGCCUUCAA